AGUAUAGUCUGCUUGUGCCGAUUGCGAAAAGUUUGCUACUGUGAUUGUUUAACCUACUCCUGGUAAUUGUUUAACGAUCAAUAUUUGCUUGUCAUGGAGUCCAGUUGGUUCACAGGUAAAAUUGCAACCAGUUAUGUAACGACCAAAGAGAAACUUGACGAUCCGGUGACUGCGCCUAUUAUAAACGAGUUUGUAAGUGAACGAACUGAAGAUAGAACACGGAGAUCAAUUAUGAAUGAAAAGGGUCGUUAUAUCUUGGAUGAAAGAGAACUUGGUGGAAACAACCCAUAUGCUUACAUUGAGCGAAACGUGGUGUUGCAAGAAGCGAGAAUUUUCCAACAGACUCCAAUUAACCCAAGAAAAUGUACGGAAAUAUUGACCAAGAUAAUUUACCUUAUUAACCAAGGAGAAGUGAUAACUACAAACGAAGCAACAGAAACUUUCUUUGCCAUGACAAAGCUGUUCCAGUCUAAUGACGUGAUUUUAAGAAGAAUGUGCUAUUUGACUAUCAAAGAAAUGUCAAAAAUGACAGAAAAUGCAUUCAUUGUAACACAGAGUCUCACAAAAGACAUGAAUGGGCGUGAAGAUAUUUUCCGAGCUGCUGCAGUUCGUGCUUUGUGUGCAAUUACUGAUCAUAGCACACUACAAGGCAUUGAAAGAUACAUGAAACAAGCCAUUGUGGAUAAGGUUCACUCUGUAUCAAGUGCGGCAUUGGUGUCCUCGCUCCAUCUGACUAAAGAUGCGUUUGAUGUGGUAAAACGAUGGGUGAAUGAGGUUCAGGAAUCCUGCUCCAACGACAGCAUCAUGGUGCAGUAUCAUGCUCUUGGUCUGUUGUAUCAUCUACGGAAAAAAGAUAGAUUGGGAACAUCCAAGAUGGUGAGCAAGUUCAUGAAAUCUGGAUUGAAAUCUCCAUUUGCAUACUGCAUGUUGAUCAGGAUAGCAAGCAAACUGCUGGAAGAAGAUGAUGCAGGCCAUGAUAGCCCUCUGUUCAACUUCAUUGAGAGUUGUUUAAGAAACAAACAUGAGUUGGUGAUAUACGAAGCAGCGUCCGCCAUUGUCAACAUGCCAAACUGCUCUGCACGAGAAUUAGCUCCUGCCGUUUCUGUUCUUCAGCUCUUCCUCAGUUCACCAAAGCCUUCUUUUAGAUAUGCUGGUGUGAGAACUCUUAAUAAGGUUGCCAUGAAACACCCAUCGGCUGUUACAGCUUGUAACUUGGACUUGGAGAAUUUGAUCACUGAUGUCAAUAGAAGUAUUGCUACUCUUGCUAUUACUACUUUGUUGAAGACUGGAAGUGAAAGCAGUGUUGACCGUUUGAUGAAACAAAUCACUUCGUUUAUGUCGGAAAUUUCCGAUGAAUUUAAAGUGGUUGUCGUCCGUGCAAUAUCUGAUCUGUGUCAGAAAUAUCCUCGCCAACAUGCUGUAAUGAUGAACUACCUUGCAUCUAUGUUAAGAGAUGAGGGUGGAUUUGAUUACAAGAAAGCUAUUGUAGAAUGUAUUAUUUCUAUCCUGGAGGAAUCAACUGAAUCUAAAGAAAGUGGUCUUGCUCAUCUGUGUGAGUUUAUUGAGGAUUGUGAACAUACUGUGCUUGCUACCAAGAUCAUUCAUUUGCUUGGUAGAGAAGGCCCAAAAACUCCAAAUCCAUCGAAAUAUAUUCGGUAUAUUUAUAAUCGAGUGAUACUUGAAAACGAAGCUGUAAGAGCAGCUGCUGUUUCUGCUCUUGCUCGUUUUGGAGCUCAGUGCGACGAUCUUCUUUCCAGCAUCCUCUCUCUUCUCUCAAGAUCAAUGAUGGAUGAAGACGAUGAAGUUAGAGACCGAGCAACAUUUUACUUCCACACACUUCAACAGAAACAGAAGGCACUCAACUCAGUGUACAUCUUAAAUGGACUUGCUGUGUCAGUACCAGCAUUAGAAAGAUGUUUGCAACAAUAUUUGAAGGAACCUUCCAGUGAAAAAUUUAACAUGAAAUCUGUUCCAUUAGUUUCAAUACCUGAUGGGGAACCAAAAGCAGACUUAA
Molecule: messenger RNA, 2014 nt
Organism: Ciona intestinalis (vase tunicate)
Lineage: Eukaryota; Metazoa; Chordata; Ascidiacea; Phlebobranchia; Cionidae
Source: RefSeq, a predicted model, not a curated record